Molecule: messenger RNA, 2769 nt
Organism: Trichechus manatus latirostris (Florida manatee)
Lineage: Eukaryota; Metazoa; Chordata; Mammalia; Sirenia; Trichechidae
Product: leucine-rich repeat-containing protein 66-like
Source: RefSeq, a predicted model, not a curated record
AUGAAUCCAUCUGUUUCACUUAUAUUUGCUGUAUCCAAGCCACCACGAAACUUAGUAGCUGAAAACAAUGAUGGCUUUCAUUUUGCUCACUCAUCUAUGAUCUGGGUUGAGUUUGGCGGGGACAGCUUGUCUGUGCUCUGCACAGCAUCAGCUGGAGUAGUUCGAAGGUUGGGAGGCUGGAAUCAUUUGAAGAUUUUCUCACAUAUGUGUGCGCAUUUGAUGCUGUCAGCUUGGGUUGUAGACCUCAGCAGCAAUGCUCUGACCACCAUCCAACUGAUGAUGGUCAUUGCUCUAGAACUUCCCCGUCUGGAGGUUGACUUGGCUGACAACCAAUGGCAGUGUGAUGAUAGCAUGACAAUCUUCCAAGAUUUCAUUUCUGAAUCCUGGAGGAAAAAGUGGAACGAAAUUUGCAACAAGUCUAUAGGGAAUAAGGAGGCAUUCUGGUGGACUCCCAAAAUCAGAAUUUCCAGGAAGACCCACCUCCCUCGCAUUCAUCUGAAUCGUAUGAAAAAACUUCUACCAAGCCAAGAAGAGAGGUCCCAGGAAGCAAUGUCCGUGAGCCUUUCCACUUUGUGGAAGAAGGAACAUGUCAGGUCUGAUAUCAACUAGAAGCAGAGAUGUCUGCCAAGAUGGGUUGGAAAUGCCCAGGACGAUCAAACUCUUGGCAGAAGAGAAGACGAUUACCACGACCUCACCCUGUCAGUCUGCCUGUCAGUGUUCAUCACAUUCUUCGUUGCUUUCUGCCUGGGGGCUUUGACAAGGCCUUAUAUUGACAGACUGUGGCAACAAAGAUGCUGGCACAAAAGCCCGGGUUCAAAAAAUACAUAUUCAAAUGAGGGCUUCCAUGAUGAAAUUGAAGCUGCAGGGAACAUACAGCCCCCAACCACAUUUCCACACCAAGAUUUUCAUGGUCUAAACCUCUUUGAGAACCAGGACUCUGUCCCAGUGAUGCCAAGGCCACACACUGCUGUCACUCAUGACAGGGCUCUUAGAAGCAGCAGAAAGGGGGCUGGCAGCUGGCAGAGCACCACACAGUGUGGAAACAACACUGGGGCAGGAAAUAGAAAUGAUAGCCUGCUUCCAAAUGGCAAUGCAACCCAUUCCAUUCUCCCCAGACAUCCAAAUGCUGAUAAUAACAAACCAAUUUCAGCAGCGCAGGAUCACAUGUAUAGGAAUGAUAUUCUCGGAGAGUUAAAUUAUGACACUGUGGCCCAGGAAGAUUCUCUUGGUGAGCAUUCAAUGAGCUUCUCUUCAGGAGCUAGCAGAUUACAAACUAUCUCUGGUUCAAUCCAUAAUGAUUCUAAUGAAUUAAACCCAUUGGUCUCAAGAGAAAUGACAGCUUCUCUCUCUAAAAUGCAAAUGCAUACCAAUGCCUGGAGGACUGGAGAGAAUGAGGAAAGAGGGGCCGCUGAACAGUUACCUUCAGGAGGUCUAGGCUCUCAGCUGGAAUUUUCUAAGGAAAUGCAAAUGAGCACAUGUAUUAAUUUACUGAGCACUCAGCAGCAAAUGCUCUAGGAGGUGAGUCCUGAGGAAGAGGCUUUAGCCUACUACAGCACAGUCACAUACAGUGAUCCAGGAGAUACGGAUCCAUCCAUCUUUCCUCCAAGAUGAGGCAGUGAUGUGGAUGUCCCUCCUGCCCACAAGGAACCACAGCAGAACUGUGUUCCUUCUGAUACUCAGGUUGAGUUGGAGACCGACUACGAUGCUGAUGAAGGGUCUUUAUUUACUCUAAGUUCAGUAAGUUCACAGGGUACAAAGAAUAUGACUGAAGACGAGACAUAUGGUGAGGAGAGCUAUAGGGCCAGGGAGCCACCAGAGAAUGAGAACGCAGGGGGAAGGAUGGACAACACUAGAUCAUUAGAGAGUCUUGAAGACAACAUCACCUUCCAGAACAUUCGGGAGAAAUGUGAGAAUCAGGAACAUCUUGAAAAGCCUCUCAUUUCUGCUCCUGACUCUGGUUUGUGCGAGACUUAUCAGGAAAGUGCUUCUAACACCAGUAAAUUUGAGGAACCAUUAACGUUGCCCAGAUCCCUGAGCACUAGUCAUUUGAGUGUGGAGAUUCCAGGCAUGUUCAUUUAUGAUUAUGUCAUAGCUCCUCAGUCAGAGGCACCAGAAUGGCAUUGUUCACUGAGAGACCUAGAGUUUUCAAAUGUAGAUAUUUUACCACAAAUACCACCAUGUUCUGCUGAUGUUCCCUCACAUCCUGAUCAGCGUGCCUGCCAUGAAAGAGACUCAGACAUUUGUAAUUAUGAGCCAUUCAUUCAGGGAAUAGACACAGUUCAAAAAGAUAGUCCUCUCAAGAUCGUAACAGGAGAAAACUUAAGACCCUCACAACAAGAUUCCAAAGAGCACAACAUGGAAUCCAACCCAAUGGACACUGAGGCAAAUGAGGAGUUUGUAUGUCCACUUGAGGACACUGAUUCGAGUAAGGUUAUAAGCCAGACACAAUCAUUACAAUCCUAUGGUGAUGAACCUGUCCUUCAAUGUGAAAGAGAAGGAAAUGAAUAUUUUGAACACUGUUCCAAGUGCCAGGGACCGUUAUUCCAAGAGUUUCCAAAUAAAACCAGUUCCCUAAGAACACGAGAGUACUUCAGUGAUAGAGAUUGGGGUGACUAUUCAGAGGACAAUCUGUUGCAGUUAGAAAAAGAUGAUUCUAAAUUUUAUACUCAAAUGCAGAUCCAGAGUAAUCAGAUGGGAGUUGGCUCUCUCUGUGAGGAACAAUUCUACUAUGACAAAGACAAGGAUGUUCAACUUGAUGAUCCAAGAUAA